UUGAACGUUUCAAGAAGUUCAAACGCAUUUCUACUUUUGGACGAAUUUGACCAUUAUCUUAAACUUUUCUUGAUAAUGGAGAUUGUACUAUGCAAUACCCACGGCAGCACAUGCAUGCUGAAGACGGGAGUGAAAGAAGGGCCAAAUAAGGGUAAAAGCUUCUACUUGUGCGGGGAGCGUCAACAGGGGUCUCCCUGUGAUUUCACCAAAGUGGCAGGUAUCCCGGCCUCACACUGCCUGCUUCAUGAGGAUUCUAUGGUGGAACUCCAGACUCUCAUCCUCAGUCAGCAGCAGCAGGGCUAUAGGUUGUACUACCGGUGUGUUUUGGGGAAGAAUGCAGGUCAGAGGUGGUGUGGCAAUGUUCCCUGGACAGCGCCAAAGGCAGAGAAACGCAGCCCACUGUCUGAUAGACAGCUGCAGCCCUCCAGCCUGCCCCCAGAGAGAAAUCCAUUCAAGGCCCCAGGCAAGACUGACCAGACGUCAGAGUGGAGGAGACUCCAAGAUGGGGGGAGACUGGAGGACGAGGGCAAAGGAAAGAAUGAGAAAGGUGGAGAGAAGGAGAGGCUUCACAAGAGUGUAGGUAAAGAAAGCGAACAUGGUCGAGGUAUGGGGAAGGAGGAGGAGGAGAGGGCGAUGUCAAGUCCCUCGGAGUCUUGGAGAGACAAACAGCUUCCAGCAGGGAUGAAGAUAAAGAAGGGAGUAUCAGGCGAGGAGAAUAAGGAAAGUUCUGAAACAUCACCUGAGGAAAAGGAAAAGACUGCCAAGGAGACGAAAGACAAAAACAAGAACUCAAACAAAGACAGCCAGAGAGAGGCUGAGAAAAGCAACAACUCUAGCCCGAAACCCCAGGAUACAGAGGACCCACACAAAGCCUCAAAGGGUCGUCAUGGAUACUCCCCACGAGAGCCACCAACCAAUAGCCUUAAAGAGUCUGGAAAGCAUGCUGGGAAAAAGCAAAGCACAGAUAGGAAGAAGAGCAACCCCUCCGACCCAAAUGGGACUACCUCUAAAGACGCCCAAGCACCUAAGAGCACAGAGAAGAACAAAGCCCCAAUCCCACAAUCCGAUAAACCAGCGCAACGACUUUCCACUCCAAUAACUGAACAGGAUAAGGAGGCAGAGAAAAGGACUGCUUCAUCAUCACAGCAGAACCAGGACAAGUCCCAUCGUGGGAACCAAUUUGGAGAGUGGCGUUGUGAUGAAGAUGAUGAUGAUGUCCAGUUUGUGUCAGUUCAGCCAGGUACACAGACGACGACUCUAGUACCAGUGCCCCUGGUCCAGAAAGCCCUGACAUCCUUCCCAGGGUUCCAGCCUGCCUCUCAGGUCAAAGGUCAGCGGGAGGACCCCAGGGCCCUGCACAGCCAGCUCACCGCUCAGCUCAAACAGAAGAAGGCCACUCUGUCGGUGGUGAAUAUGUCUGCUCUGCCCGAUAAAGGGGAGAGGUUGAAGAGUCAGGUCAAAGACCUGGAGGAGGCUCUGGAGUCUCUCUGCCUCACCACUUCCACUGAGCCAGAGCCUCAGGGUGACGAAGGUAAUGCCAAACCGAAGCCCACUCCCAGCCAGUACAACCCAUUUAGCUGCCCGGGAGGCACCGUCCUACUGCCCAUUGCUCCUGCCCCCCUCCAGUACCAGGCCUCCACCAGCUCAAUGGGGCUGCAGCUCAGCCAGGGAUACACUCAGAUGUAUGGAGUGAACCCCCAGAGCCAAGCGUUCUAUGGAGGCAGGAUGACAGACAACCGUCUGCUAGCGGUGAAGAACGCCACCUCUGAGGCCAUUGACCACCUCCACAGCUCCCUGGAGUCCUGCCCCGACCCCGACGAUGAGGUUACGGACCCGAAAGGCAUCAAGGUGCCUCUACUGGCCCAUCAGAGACGAGCCCUGGCCUGGCUGCUGUGGAGAGAGACCCAGAAACCCUGUGGAGGAAUCCUGGCUGAUGACAUGGGCUUGGGGAAAACCCUCACCAUGAUCGCUCUCAUUCUGGCCCAGAAGAAGAAGCAAAAGGAGGAGGAGGAGAAAGACACUAAAUUGGAAGGCUGGAUCUCCAAAAAUGACUCUAGCCUGGUAGUGUCUCAGGGCACUUUGAUCAUCUGCCCUGCCUCUUUGGUUCAUCACUGGAAGAAGGAGAUUGAGAGACACGUCAAGAGCAGCCGACUCAGUAUCUACCUGUACCACGGGCCUAACCGCCAGAAGAACGCCAACGUGCUGGCUGAGCAUGAUGUGGUGGUGACCACCUACAGCCUUGUCUCCAAGGAGAUCCCAGUCCAGAAGGAGGACGCAGAGAAACCUAGCAAGGACUCUGAGGAUGUGCCAUCAGCCCUCCCUCCUCUGCUGCGGGUGGCCUGGACGCGCAUUGUGCUGGACGAGGCCCACAACAUCAAGAAUCCCAAGGUGCAGACCUCCUUGGCUGUGUGUAAGCUGAGGGCCAAGGCCAGGUGGGCUGUUACCGGGACCCCCAUCCAGAACAACCUACUGGAUAUGUACGCCCUGCUCAAGUUUCUGCGCUGCGCCCCAUUUGAUGAGUUCAAGCUUUGGAAAACCCAGGUAGACAACGGCUCCAAGAGAGGAGGAGAGAGACUUAACAUUCUGACCAGAACUCUGCUGCUCCGACGCACCAAAGACCAGAUGGACUCUACCGGAAAACCUCUGGUGAAUCUGCCAGAUCGGACCUGUGAGGUGCAUCGCCUGAAGCUUUCUGAAGAGGAGCAGUCUGUUUACGAUGUGGUGUUUGCACAGUCCAGGUCCACUCUGCAGAACUAUCUGAAGAGACAUGAGGGAGACAAUGGUAAAAAGGGAGACAACUCCAAUCCCUUCGACAAGGUUGCUCGUGAGUUUGGAGUGUCCCAGGCGGACUCUGUGUCCUCCUCCCAGCAGACCCAGGGCCCCACCAGCACUGUUCACAUCCUGUCUCUAUUGCUCCGACUCAGACAGAGCUGCUGCCAUCCGUCUCUGUUGAAGAAGACCCUGGAUCCGUCUGAGCUGCAGGGGGAUGGGAUCUCUCUCUCCCUUGAGGAGCAGCUCAAUGCCCUGUGCCUCUCCUCCGAGCCCUCGGGCCCCGACCUCAAAGCCACCGUGUCCCUCAAUGGGAGCCGAUUCGCCUCCGAUCUCUUCGAGGACACCCACGAGAGCACCAAGAUCGCUGCCAUUCUCACAGAGCUGAAGGAGAUCAGGCAGCAGAGUGAGGCUCAGAAAAGUGUGAUAGUGUCCCAGUGGACCAGCAUGCUUCACAUCGUGGCCGUUCACCUGAGGAGAAUGGGCCUGAGCUUUGCUGUCAUCGACGGCACUGUCAACCCCAAACGCCGCAUGGACCUGGUCGAAGAGUUCAACACCAACCCUAAAGGACCACAGGUGAUGCUUGUGUCGCUGUGUGCUGGAGGAGUGGGCAUUAACCUUAUUGGAGGGAAUCACCUCUUCCUCAUGGACAUGCACUGGAACCCAGCUCUAGAGGACCAGGCCUGUGACCGCAUCUACAGAGUGGGUCAGCACCGAGACGUCACCAUCCACAGGUUUGUGUGUGAGGGCACAGUGGAGGAUAAGAUCUCCAUUCUGCAGGAGAAGAAGAAGGAUCUCGCACAGAAGGUGCUGUCAGGGACUGGAGCCUCCUUCACCAAGCUCUCCCUGGCUGACCUCAGGGUCAUCUUUGGGGUCUGACGACCAGGAAGUAAGGGUGGUGGGGGCAGCCAGACUGAGGACCAGGUAGUAGCGGGGCCAGCCAUACUUAAACAACUAUGUUUGCUAGAUUUAUGUUGUGUAUGAAUCUGGUUGAUAACCCCCUUUGCUCUUGUUGGUUACUGAGCACUACAGUACAUAUUGGCACAUAAUGUGGCUAAUGUGGUUGGCACUACUUUUCUGUUAUGCGCUUGAAUGCUUUGCUGCUACUUUUCUCCAUAUGGUCUUCUGGCAGGUUGCAGAGCCUACUAGCUGUGUACUGUUGUAUAUCCAGCACUGUUUCACAUGCUGUAUUCCAUGUGUUACGACAACGACCUUGAGUUUCUCCUGGUCAGGUCACAUGGUCUUUCCAUUGAAUACAUUAAGUAAUUUAUAAGACUGAUUUAUCUCUGCUGGAUUAUGUUAUUUCUAAUCCUAAUUACUUUUACCUCUUAUGCUGUGUAAACUCUUAGUGUUUGAUUAUUAGGACUUCCUCAAGGCUGUUGGAUGUUUUUUAAUAAAAUAUUAUUUAUUACAGUUGA
This is a messenger RNA of Salvelinus namaycush (lake trout), 4187 nucleotides long. RefSeq names its product transcription termination factor, RNA polymerase II (gene ttf2). Bases 76 to 3648 code for a protein of 1190 amino acids. Gene Ontology annotation, molecular function: ATP binding; zinc ion binding; ATP-dependent chromatin remodeler activity. The record is from RefSeq and is a predicted model, not a curated record. The transcript has 23 exons. NCBI's taxonomy places the organism in Eukaryota, Metazoa, Chordata, Actinopteri, Salmoniformes, Salmonidae.